Molecule: messenger RNA, 1443 nt
Organism: Symbiodinium sp. CCMP2456
Lineage: Eukaryota; Dinophyceae; Suessiales; Symbiodiniaceae
Source: the annotation of a GenBank genome assembly
AUGAGCCAUUCAAACGAGUGCCUGGGCGAGACUCGGGAGCUGGUUGAGUUCGCAGCUGCUGACCAAGGUGCAAAGGUCGAUUUGGUGAAGGCCAACGUUGAGUCAGGUUUCGAGAACCUCCGUGGGGACGUGGCAAGCUCGAAGAAGCAAUCCUCUCAAGCAGUUCGACUUAUGCUUGGCGAGAUGGCCCGUGUACAGAAGUUCAUGGGCGUUGACUACCUGUCGCUGAAGUCGCUCCUAGACGUUGGCCCGGAGAGUCCCUCUGCCGCAGCGAGGACCUCCCUCCGAAGCUCGCGCACAAUAUCGCUGAACGAGGAUAAGCUCGUGUCGACAACGGGCAGUGAUGCGCUUGGCGACCUGGAGAAGCCGCAGAAGGAGUCUUCCCCAACCCGGCGCCGACCUUCGUUUCGGGCUGCCACUCGGAGAUUGCAGAGCAGAGACUGUUUGGAGGAGCAUGCCAGCACCGGCGAGGCUGUCGCCCCGAUGCAUCCCAUUCGGCUGCGGGACCUUGGCUUGCAGACGGAGAAUGAUACCCACGACAGGGCUGCGCAAACCGACUCCAAUAAUGUGGAAUUUCCGAAGAAGAAGGAGAAGAAGCGGCCGGCCGCUCAACUGGAUCCGAAGAAGAAGCUGCGAGUGGAAACUCAAAGAGCCUCCGUGUUUGCCGGUGCAGAUCAGCUCAAGAGGGAUGCGCAGCUCGCUUCGAUGAAGCCACCUUACAAUGUGUUUGAAUACUACCACGAGACUGGUCUGGCACAAAGGAUUGCCAAAAGCCCCAUGUUCGAGAAUGUCACUCUGUCAAUUGUCUGCCUCAGCGCACUGUGGAUUGCAGUGGACGCUGACCUCAACACUGCUGCGGCCCUCAUAGAUGCGGACCCUGUCUUCCAGAUUAUGGAGAAUGUGUUCUGCACAUACUUCAUCGUGGAGAUCUUGGUGCGAUUCUGUGCCUUUCAAAGGAAAUGCAACUCUGUGAAGGAUCCUUGGUUCGUCUUCGACAUGAUUUUGGUGCUGCUCACCGUUGGAGAGGUCUGGAUUUUGACCCUUGUCCUUGCUGUUACCGGGCAGCAAGCGUCGAUGAUACAGGGCACCGGCCUUCUGCGGAUGCUACGCUUGGUGAGGGUCUUUCGGCUGACGAGGAUGACGAAGAUUCUGCGGGCCUGCCCCGAGCUCAUGAUCGUCCUGAAGGGUCUCGCCUAUGCCAUGCGAUCCGUGAGUGUCUUCUUCGGAGUGUGGAUCAUCCUCAUCUACUUCUGCAGUGUGAUGUUCAGGUUGUUCGCUGAUGGAAGCGAGAUCGGCACUGCGGCUUACUUCGAUUCCGUAUUGUCAGUCAUGAACACCCUGUUUUUGCGAGGCAUCUUCGGCGACAACGCGGACUUCAUCGUCAGCAUCACAGCCGUCGACCCCUGGAUGUGGGCCUUCUUGAUACCGUUCUUGGCGGUUGCA